Messenger RNA from Aspergillus sclerotioniger CBS 115572, 1307 nucleotides. RefSeq lists its product as uncharacterized. Bases 235 to 990 code for a protein of 251 amino acids. The transcript is spliced from 2 exons. Lineage: Eukaryota; Fungi; Ascomycota; Eurotiomycetes; Eurotiales; Aspergillaceae. The record is from RefSeq and is a predicted model, not a curated record.
AUUGUGAGCAGUCCUUUGAGAAUAUUUUUGAUGCCUUGUUCACGUCAUUUGGUUGGCCAUAGCAACCAACACCACCAUGAUACCAUUCGAGAAGACUACGUGUUGAAAUUGGAGCUCGUCGCAAUAUGGAUCGGAACAUUAUAUAAAGGGCUCACCCUACUCCUCAGCGGCAAAAUCAUCUACCAGUCGCCUUCUUCCAUACAUCUCUCUUGAAGGAACUUGCAAACAUAAAAGAUGAGCGGUGUCGGACAGAUGGAAACCACCCUUUGGACUGGGAAGCCUUCACUUUUCAAGUUUGCCGACAAAGGCGGCUACACGUUGGGUGCUGAACCUCCUCUUGCAUCCAGCCGCCUAACAUACAACACCAACGACGCGUCCACUUUGGACCGAUUCAAGAUCCGUGAGCUUUGUGAGGGUUGGCCGCUCCACCGUGAUGCCUGCGAGUGGACGGAUCUCCGGGAAAUCUUCGACCCCGAUGCCUUUAUCAACAUCAGCUGGCAGCAGAACUAUCGGGACAAGGCCAUUGAGACCUGGGCUGAGGGUUGGGCCAAGGGCGAUUUCAUCUGUCAUCGUGUGCUUGGUCACGCAGUGGAUAUCAAAGGUGACCGUGCUAUCGAUAAGAUGAAAGUCACGAUCUCCUGGCGUUUUGCGGAUGAGAAUGGAGUCGAAUGGGACAGUGAUUGCGAUUGUCGCUUUGUAUUCUUCUUGGGGAAGCAACCCGAUGGAUGGAAAAUCUUCUGCAAUCAUCCGAUCUAUGAGAAGGAUAAAAUGGUGCCCGUGGAUGCGACCCGACUUCCAAACAUUGACCAUGAAUCCUUAGCCAAGGAGCCUAAGGGCUACCAGUUUCUGGCCUACGGUAUGCGCCGGUUAGGUUACCCGAUCAAGCAGAACCUGCCUCAGUUAUUUGGCAAAGAGCGAGAUGCCCUCUAUCAGGAAAUGAUUGAGUGGCUAAACGGUGAGGACAUUGAUUUUUCUCAAGACAAUUUUUGAAAGUUCCCAUUUGCGUGACAUAGUGUGGCGUAACCCGGAACCAUGUCUAUGAUUUGUCUUCAACGCGUGUGGGCAUGCAUUUCUUCAGUCCCGCGAAAACUGUAUCAAAAUCUCCUCUCCUUUGACUUUUGAAUUGAACCAUUCUUUUAUUUCAAUUCGAUCUUCAACAGCUGUUGCUCCACGGAGAACAUCCGACUCGGCUACUUUGAAGAUAGCCAUGGUGACUUCAUACAUCGCCAACGACUGGGCAAUGCAUGCUCUAGUACCUUUUCCAAACGCGAAGAAAGCUGUGAGCAUUGCGUCGUCUGCAUUAUCCC